Molecule: messenger RNA, 2802 nt
Organism: Danaus chrysippus (African queen)
Lineage: Eukaryota; Metazoa; Arthropoda; Insecta; Lepidoptera; Nymphalidae
Source: the annotation of a GenBank genome assembly
AUGGCUGAUGCUGGAAGGGGUCGCGGCCGAGGCCUGGCUUUGCUGCAGGCCCUUAAAUCGCAGAUAACUGAGUCACCAGCCCCUCAGGAUCCAAGACAAGAACCAUCUACAACAGCAAGUGUUGCUGCAACAGCAAAUGUUGCUGCAAAGCCUAAUUUGGUGCCUGACACAGCAUCCAGUGUAGCCCCAAGUAAUGUUAGUUCAACAAGUACUAUUCCUGGAGGAAGAGGGAAAAUGGCAGCAAUGCUGCUUUCAAAAAUGCAGAAACCCGGAGGUGAUAAGCCUACGUUCACUCCAGCAUCUGAUGUGAGUCCGAGCCCAAGUAUUAUAAGCCAAGGACGAGGAGCUGGACGUGGACUACAGCUUCUACAGAAUUUGAGAAAGCAGACACCUGCAAGUUCCACCGUAGACUCCAGUGUAGAAAAUAUAACAAAAGGUCUUGCAGCUUCAUCUGUAUCUUCAGCUAAUUUGCCUGGAGGGAAGAACAAAUAUUAUAGUGAAAUCAGUCAAACAAAGCCAGUAGUUAUGAAGGGAGAGAGUGGUACUCCAUGCGACCUGACAGCCAACUUUAUUUAUCUUAAAUAUGAAGAUAACACUGUGUUUGAAUAUGAAGUGAGAUAUGAACCGGAUCAGGAUUACAAGCAUUUGAGAUUUAAACUUUUAAAUGAACAUAAUCACUUCUUCCAACAAAAGACAUUUGAUGGCACAACUCUCUAUGUACCUCACAAAUUACCAGAUGAAGCUCUCAAUCUAGUUUCAACCAAUCCUUACGACAAUAGUAAAGUUAAUAUAACUAUUUUAUACCGCCGUCCUCGUCUCCUACGUGAAAUGAUACAUAUAUAUAAUAUGCUAUUUAAACAUAUAAUGAGAGAUCUGAAUCUUGUUAGGUUCGGACGACAGCACUUCAAUGAGAAAGCAGCAAUACAAAUACCACAAUAUAAACUUGAAGUUUGUCCGGGUUAUGUGACAGCGGUUGAUGAGUAUGAAGGCGGUCUCAUGUUGACUCUAGACUCGACUCAUCGUGUGCUUCGUACACAGACUGUGUUGUCACUGAUCAAAGAGACUGUACAGACUCAAGGGGCUGGAUGGAAGAGACAUAUUAGUGAUGCACUCAUCGGAACAUCAGUUAUGACAACAUAUAAUAAAAAACUGUUUCGGGUUGACAGUAUAGAUGACACAAUAACUCCAAGAUCAACAUUUGAGAAGAAUGAAAAGGGACAAAUGGUUAAAAUUACAUAUCUUGACUAUUACAAGAAUAAAGGUAUUGAUAUUAUGGAUAUGGAUCAGCCAAUGUUGAUUUCUAGAGACUCCAAGCGUAUGCCAGGGUCAGAGCAGGUUACUGAUUUCAUGAUAUGCCUGGUACCGGAACUGUGUCAACUAACUGGUUUAUCGGACAGUCAGAGAAGUAAUUUCAAACUUAUGAAAGAUGUCGCCACUUACACCAGAAUAACACCGAAUCAACGGCAUGCUGCUUUUAAAAAGUACAUCCAAAAUGUUCUAGAAAACGAGACGGCCUUGAAUCGUCUUAAAGGCUGGGGUCUUACAAUAGCUCCUGAAACGAUUGAGAUAGCUGGCCGUACUUUAGCACCAGAGACUCUAUAUUUUGGCAACAAUGUCAAAGUACCGGGACAGCCGAAUUCCGAAUGGAACGGCGACGUUGGAAAGAAUAGUGUGAUGCAAGCCGUAGAUAUAUUAAGAUGGGUUGUUCUGUUCACUGAUCGAGAUAAACAGGUGGCUUCGGAUUUCGUAGAAACUAUAAAGCGUUGCAGCCGUCCGAUGGGUAUAAACGUGUCUAACCCGGAUAUGGUCCGACUACCUAACGAUCGUACCGACACAUACGUGAUGGCUCUCAAGAAAUGUAUCAGCAGUCAGUUACAAGUUGUGGUAGCCAUCUGUCCUACAAUCAGAGACGAUAGGUACGCUGCCAUCAAGAAGAUAUGCUGCGCUGAGAACCCCGUACCAUCUCAGGUGAUCAACGCUCGUACAAUAAUGAACAGUCAGAAAAUAAGAUCGAUUACUCAGAAGAUAUUACUGCAAAUUAAUUGUAAGCUGGGUGGUACCUUGUGGCAUAUUAGUAUACCCUUCAAAUCGGCUAUGGUGGUCGGAAUAGAUUCAUACCAUGACGCUAGCAGGAAGAAACGGAGUGUGUGUGCUUUUGUGGCUUCAUACAACCAAUCAAUGACGCACUGGUAUUCCAAGGCGGUGUUCCAAGAGAGGGGUCAAGAAAUAGUGGACAGUCUUAAAUCCUGUUUAGUCGACGCUCUCAAACAUUACCUAAGAAUAAACGGAAGAUUACCCGAUAGGAUUAUAAUAUAUAGAGAUGGUGUGGGCGAUGGUCAAUUAAAACUUCUCAAAGAGUAUGAGAUACCUCAAAUGGAAGUAAGUUUUUCAGUUGUCGAUGACACUUACAAGCCCACUCUAACCUACAUCGUUGUUCAGAAACGUAUUAAUACGCGAAUAUUUUUGAAGUCGAGAGAAGGUUUUAGUAACCCCGCACCAGGAACAAUAGUCGAUCAUAAGAUAACUAGAAGGGAUUGGUACGACUUCUUAAUAGUAUCACAGAAGGUUAACCAGGGUACCGUGACCCCUACUCACUAUGUGGUUGUUAGUGACAACAGUCCAAUGUCGCCGGACCAGUGUCAGAGAUUAACAUACAAAUUGUGUCAUCUAUAUUACAAUUGGCCCGGUACUGUUCGUGUGCCCGCGCCUUGUCAAUACGCACACAAGCUAGCAUCGCUUGUAGGACAGAAUAUACAUCAACAACCAUCUGAAGCGUUAGCUGAUAAGCUAUUUUUCUUAUAA